Molecule: messenger RNA, 1967 nt
Organism: Camellia sinensis
Lineage: Eukaryota; Viridiplantae; Streptophyta; Magnoliopsida; Ericales; Theaceae
Source: RefSeq, a predicted model, not a curated record
CAGGUCAGCAUUGUGCUCUCUCUCUCUCUCUCUCAUUUUUCUGAACUGUCUCUCUCUCUCCACUUCUCUCUCCACUUGGAUUCUGCUUCUUCGCUCUCUCUCUCUCUCUCUCUCUCUCUCUAAAAAUGGAGCUAGUUCCAUAUUCAGACCCCAAAUCAACCUCAGCUUCUCCACCAUGGCAAGACAUGUUCCGAUCUGCCUCCGUCCGCAAACCCGACCCAUCUCCCCAGACCCAACCACCACCUUCCUCAUCGGAAAACCCACCUCCACUUCCACCUCCGCCGCCGGAGUCCCUCUCCGGCGACCCUCAGGUACGCCUCGCUCUCUACAUAGCCAUGGCCCACGCUGGUCUUGCCUUCGCCAUUUUCAUUCUCUACGGCGUUUUUCGAAUCCUCGAAGAAUAUCUUCGUCCCCUUCAAUGGGCUGUGCUCUGUUCAAUCCCUUUGAGAGGAAUUCAACAAACCCUUGUUGGGUUUUGGUCAGAACCCUUGAAAUUGGGUCUCACUGAGACUCUAUUGGCAGUCCCUGUAGCUGUGUUUAGGGUUUUUGUUGGUACCCUUGUUGAUAUUCGUGAUGUUUUUUUCCGGGUUGUUUUCCGGAGAAAGAAAUCCAAUGUUUUGAGGCGAAAUCGAAGUGGGUUUUCGAAAUUGAUCCGUUGGCUUGUCUCCUUUUGGGUUUUCGUAAUUGCUUACGAGCAAAUCGGAAUAAUUGGGGCUGUGUCAUUACUUGUUUUGGGAUUUAUGUUCUCUUCCAAUGCUGUUGAAUCGACAAUGUCCACAGUUUCGUCGAUUAGGAGUAAUAGUUUUCGACGUAGUACUAUUAGUGCAUUUUUCACCGGAGGAAUACUAAAAAGAUUGAAAACAAUUGUGGCUAUUGGAUUGAUAGUUGGAAUGAUUCUUGGGUUUUUAGUAGGCUUGAUUUUCUUUUCAUAUAAGAUAGGAAUUGAGGGGAAAGAUGCUGUGAUUUCGUUGAAAUUGCACGUAGAAGAGAGUAAUUACACAGAGAAGAUCGGAGUAAAGAAGUGGAUGGAUGAUAAUGAUGUGCCGGGGAUGGUGGAUAGGUACAGUUCCCAGUUUUAUGAAACUGUGUCUGAGCAGAUUGAUAGUUUGGCAAUGCAGUACAAUUUGACAGAGUUUGUUACUGGGAUCAAACAUUUCGCUAUAAGCCCAUCGGUGAAUUCUUCUGGGCGUUCCACUGCAAUGAUGACCCCAUCCCCGUACACUGAGAAAAUGUUGAGUUUAAGGAAGAGCUUUGGGAAUCGUGAGUGGGGUCAAAUUUAUACAGAGGUGGAUGCAAUCUUUAGGGAAUUGCUGAUCACCAGAGAGGAUUUGGUUGAGAAAGCGAAAGCCUUUGCCAUUCAAGGAAUGGAUGUGACUCAGCGCAUAUUCACUAGUAGUAAAACUGUUCUAGGUGGUAGUGCUAAGUUCAUGCUAUCGAUUGGUAAUUCAAUACUCUCUGGAGCUGCAGGGCUUUUCAAUUUUGUGUCUCACUCGAUGGUUUUCUUUUGGGUUUUGUAUUAUCUUAUAACAUCCGAGUCGGGUGGAGUAACAGAACAAGUUUUGUGUAUGCUUCCCAUUUCAAAAUCCGCAAGGAUUCGUUGCGUUGAAGUUCUUGAUAAGGCUAUUUCGGGAGUUCUGUUGGCAACUGCUGAGAUUGCUUUCUUUCAAGGAUGUCUCACUUGGCUUUUGUUUAGAUUAUACUCGGUACACUUCUUGUACAUGUCGACUGUAAUCGCAUUCAUAAGCCCCUUGUUGCCAAUCUUCCCAUCGUGGCUUUCAACCAUUCCAGGGGCCUUGCAAUUGGUAUUGGAAGGUAGAUAUGUAUUGGCAAUCAGCUUAUGCAUUAGUCAUCUUCUGCUUAUGGAUUAUGGCACAUCUGAAAUUCUAGAGGAUGUGCCUGGUCAUAGUGCAUAUCUCACCGGGCUUAGCAUCAUUGGUGGGAUGACAUUGUUCCCAUCAGCUGUGGAG